Messenger RNA from Trifolium pratense (red clover), 888 nucleotides. Its product is annotated as pathogenesis-related protein PR-1-like. The transcript has a single exon. Bases 86 to 715 code for a protein of 209 amino acids. The record is from RefSeq and is a predicted model, not a curated record. Gene Ontology annotation, cellular component: extracellular region. Lineage: Eukaryota; Viridiplantae; Streptophyta; Magnoliopsida; Fabales; Fabaceae.
CACAUAUUCAUGAACCAAGUUCAUAUAUAAAUUAAGGUUACCACACCUCAAAAUUUAGUGCUCUAUACACAAAAGUACACAAAUCAUGAAAUCCCAUUUGCUCCUCUGCUUCUUUGUUUUUGUGAUCACCUUCACCACCAAAACUCUCUCAACCAGUCCUCAAUCUUCUUCUUCUUCUUUUUCUUCUUCUUCUUCUUCUCAAAUAUAUGAGCAAUAUUUGAGCCAGCAGAAGAAACCAGACAAUGACACCAUAUACAAGGUUUCAAAGCAGCUUUGUUGGGGAUGCAUGGCAGAGUCAAUAGAGUUCUUAUUCAGACACAACUUAGUAAGAGCAACCAAAUGGGAACUUCCACUGAUGUGGGAUUUUCAGCUUGAACAAUACGCAAGAUGGUGGGCUAGUCAAAGAAAAUCAGAUUGCAAAGUGGAACAUUCAUUCCCUGAAGAUGGUUUCAAGUUAGGAGAGAAUAUAUAUUGGGGUAGUGGCUCUGAUUGGACACCAACUGAUGCUGUUAAAGCUUGGGCUGAUGAAGAGAAAUAUUACACUUAUCUGACUAAUUCAUGUGUAUCUGGACAAAUGUGUGGACAUUAUACUCAGAUUGUGUGGAAAAGUACUAGAAGAAUUGGUUGUGCAAGAGUUGUGUGUGAUGAUGGUGAUGUGUUCAUGACUUGUAACUAUGACCCUGUUGGGAAUUAUGUUGGAGAACGACCAUAUUAAUUCAAUUGAUCAUAUAAAUAUGUAUAUUUUGAUUAUAAAUAUGAUCCUGUUAGCAAUAUCAGUAAAUAUUAUGUUGGUAGUACAAAUUGAGCUAUUUGUGUAUAAUUGAUCAUUUUGUAAUUUACAUCCAACUUUUUCCUUCUUUAUUAUUUUUGGUACUCUACUACUCUCUC